This is a messenger RNA of Odontomachus brunneus, 1639 nucleotides long. RefSeq names its product probable phosphoserine aminotransferase. The coding region runs from base 533 to 1639 and encodes 368 amino acids. Gene Ontology annotation, biological process: L-serine biosynthetic process. The record is from RefSeq and is a predicted model, not a curated record. Gene Ontology annotation, molecular function: pyridoxal phosphate binding; O-phospho-L-serine:2-oxoglutarate transaminase activity. The transcript has 9 exons. Gene Ontology annotation, cellular component: cytoplasm. NCBI's taxonomy places the organism in Eukaryota, Metazoa, Arthropoda, Insecta, Hymenoptera, Formicidae.
CAUCAAGAUGUCUAUUCUGGUCAGUCGCCUACAGUUCGCCUUUCUACGAUAGGAUUAUCGCCGGAAAAUUGUGUCAGAUGUCCUUCGUGGUUCUCCGCGGAAACCAAUAACUUCACGAGGUCACCUCGCGCGAAGUUCAGGACGGUUGGAAUAAAUCUGGACACACGUUUUGGAGCGCCAUGUACGUUGACCAUGAAAUCAUGAAACAAAAGCACUUUUGAGUCGUCCUGUAUACCAUUCGCCUAGGAGAAUUAAAGCAAACAGACCACUCAACGCAGACGUGCCUCAAUCGCGUCUCGAUCCUCGUAAAUACCAUUUAUCUCGAGGAGAACGCGGUGUGCGAACGCAACUCGUGAAGUAAAGUUGAAACUGAAAACACGAAAUUUAUCCGUGAUAAGACCCCCUACGAGCAGCUGACCGAGCAGAUUGCGAUAACCCGGUACUGCUUGGUGCUACUUGUUGCUGCCUUCUCCCCGGUUCAGUCGGCCUUGCUUUGCCUGCCACAUUGCUUAGGAUAUUAACUACGAGCAUCAUGAGUGAUAAAAGUGAGAAGAGCGAAGUGAUCAAUUUCGGCGCCGGCCCGGCUAAACUACCGCACGAGGUUCUGAAAAACGUGCAGAGAGAAUUGCUCGCAUACGGAAACACCGGGAUCAGCAUCGUCGAGUUAAGUCAUCGGUCGAAUGAUUUUAAAAAAGUGAUCGACGAUGCGCAGGCCACGCUGCGAGACAUCUUCGAUAUUCCCGACAAUUACAAGGUCCUAUUUAUGCAAGGAGGCGGCACCGGACAGUUCGCAGCAAUUCCUCUGAAUAUUAUGAACACUGGCACCGCGGAUUAUUUAGUGACUGGAUCAUGGUCGGCGAAGGCAGUGAAAGAGGCUGUCAAGUACGGAAAAGUCAAUAUGGUGUUGCCGAAAACGACCAAGUACACAGGAAUUCCGGAUCCGUCCACUUGGAACUUGGAUCCGAAUGCCUCAUACGUUUAUUAUUGCGCCAAUGAAACUGUUCACGGUAUCGAAUUUGAUUACAUUCCCGAGACAAACGGAAUACCGCUGGUCGCUGAUAUGUCAUCGAACAUUCUUACAAAACCUUUAGACAUAUCGAAGUUUGCUGUGAUUUUCGCUGGUGCUCAGAAGAAUAUUGGUCCAGCUGGUAUUACCGUAGUGAUUAUACGAGACGAUAUGCUCGGUCGUGCCAUGGAUGUAUGCCCGACAAUAUUGAAUUUUACAGUCAUGGCAAACGAAAAUUCUCUACACAACACUCCACCAGUUUUCCAGAUAUAUGUGGUGGGUAUGGUGUUCGAGUGGAUUAAGCAUCAUGGUGGAGUUGAAGGUAUGCAAAACCUCGCAAAGAAGAAAAGUAGCAAGGUGUACGGUAUGAUCGAUAAAUCUGGAGGUUUCUACAAGUGCCCCAUCAAUCCAGACGCGCGGAGUAAAAUGAACAUUCCGUUUAGAAUAAAAGAUGGCGACGAAGAGCUUGAGAAAGAAUUUCUCUCUGGAGCGCAAGCUCGUGGCAUGAUGCAAUUAAAAGGUCACAGAUCUGUGGGUGGAAUAAGAGCAUCUUUGUAUAAUGCAGUCACGGAAGAUGAAGCACAAACAUUAGCAAAUUACAUGAAAUGGUUUUACGACAAGUAUUGCAAAUAA